Helobdella robusta is the source of this 348-nucleotide messenger RNA. RefSeq lists its product as hypothetical. The record is from RefSeq and is a predicted model, not a curated record. The transcript has 3 exons. NCBI's taxonomy places the organism in Eukaryota, Metazoa, Annelida, Clitellata, Rhynchobdellida, Glossiphoniidae. Bases 1 to 348 code for a protein of 115 amino acids.
AUGUUCACGGUGGAGAAGCAUGUUGAGAUGACCACGAACCAUCAACAACAAACCCACAUCAGUUUAAAUAGCUGCAACAACAACAACAACAACAAAAACAAUAAUAAAAACAACAAAAACAACAAAAGGAUUCUGAAUAAUGAAGAGGGGCUAGCACGAGCAUGCAGUUUGGCAUUAGAGCGCAACGAACGUGAUCCAGGUAUGCCAGGUCACGUGCUCUUCAUCCUUUUCCGGCAGAUCAUCAGCACGGUUGGUUCAUUGCAGGGAGUCAGUCUGCUGCCGAUGAAAACUUUGAAACCUAAGAAGGAAAGUGGAAAGUGUAUAAACUUAACCAGAUACAACAGUUAA